GUAAGCGGCGCAGCGGUGGCGAAUUGCGCGGUGAAGGUUUGUCGGAGCGUGGAAGUUGCCAGGUCGUGAGGUCGUGAGGUCGUGAGGUCAUUAGGUCGUGAGGUCGUGAGGUCGCGAUGUCGUUGUCCUUGAGCGGCGGCGUCUACCGCAGGAUCUUGACCCACCUGCCCCACGAGGUGAGCUUCGCAGUCGCCUACGGCUCGGGCGUCUUCCAGCAGCGGGGCCGCACCGCAGAUGCCGCCUCGCCGCCGAACACCAUGCUGGAUUUUGUGCUGGCGGUGGACAAUCCUCUGACUUGGCACACUGCCAACCUGAAGAGCAACCCCAAGCAUUACUCGGCUCUGCGCUGGCUGGGACCACGGCAAGUGGUCCACCUGCAGGACAAGUACGGAGCCCACGUCUACUACAACACCCUGGUGCCCUGCGAGGGGCGGACGAUAAAAUAUGGAGUUAUAAGCACCAAAAACCUGAUCGAUGAUCUGAUUCAUUGGAAGACGAUGUACAUUAGUGGCAGACUUCAUAAACCAGUGAAGGUUCUGAAACAAAGCAGUGAUAGCCGACUAGAAGCUGCGCUUUUGAGCAACUUGAAGAGUGCCAUCAAUUGUGCUUUUCUGAUGCUGCCCGAGUCCUUCAAUGAGGAGGAGUUGUAUCUUGCCAUAACCAGGCUCUCUUAUGCAGGCGAUUUCCGGAUGACUGUGGGAGAGGACAGGUCCAAAGUGGAGAAUAUCGUCAAGCCGAACGUUGAACACUUUCGCAGGCUCUAUGCUCGCCUCCUACACGAGAACCCACACGUGGUCUUCAAGCAGACGCAGGGCAAGCUCGAGCUUGACAAGAGCAUGGAGAGCCAGUUCCUACAGCUCAUGUCACUGCCGCGCACGCUGCAGCAGCAAGUGACUUUACUUGUGGAUCCCCCGGGGAGAAACCGCGACGUGGAGGAGGUGCUCUUGCAGGUGGCGCAGAACCCUGACUGUGGAAGUCUGGUGCUGCAAGGCAUUGUUCAAAUUGUGAAAUCUUCCAGUCUAUCUCAAAGCAUCAAGGGCAUUGCAACUGCAGGGUUGUUAAAAAGCAUUAAAUACAGUGCGACAAAAUUAGGGAAGAUGUUGAAGGGCUUUUCCAACAAAACGAAAUGAUUCGUUGCAAUGACCUCAAGGCACAAGCGCAAGUUUGUAGUUUCUUCAAGAGGUCAUCCGUCAUGGGUAACAUCACCGGAAGAACUUCCCACUGAACAAUUUCAAUAACUCGCUGAACACUCACGAUCUUCUGCAAAACGUUCAAAUAGUCAAUUGCCAAUAUUUAUCUUGUAUAAACGUUGCAAUAUUUUGUAAGUUUUGUUUUAUUAUUUUGUACAUAAGUCUUGCCACGAAUUAAAAAAGAAUCAUAUAAUGUGUCUUGACCUGGAAAUAAUGAUGUGCCUCCCUGAUUUACUGUUGUGGUUUUGUAUAUUUUGCAUGGUUCAUAUUCUGUACUUGUAUAAAAAGAAGCACAUGUUUAUUGAUCAGCAUGCCACGAUGAAUUCUCAUGCUGAUGUUUUUGCGUGUUAUGUUUCAUGGGUGUCAAGUUCUGGUUUUGCCUGAUGGGAAUAGUGUUUCGAGUGUUUUUGUUUUGGCCAAUUUUCUUGGAAAGUUGACAGAACCUCAAGGAAAGUGCCAUUGUGACGCAUAAAGGAUUUUUUUUGUUUUAAGAAAAAUUUCCUUCAAUGUGCUUUUGCACUUAAACCUGUACAUUAUAUUGUAUUUGGGCCUUGCGCGGCACAAUGACACCUUUUGACCGUGCUGUAUUUGUGAAAUGGGAGGUUGAAAAUAUUGAGACUGUGAACAUUGGCGGGCACCACUGCUUUACAAUUGUGGGGGUGGACGGGAGCUACAUCUCACUGGGAGGGUGUGAUG
Lethenteron reissneri (Far Eastern brook lamprey) is the source of this 1886-nucleotide messenger RNA. It is a transcript of the gene TAMM41, whose product is annotated as TAM41 mitochondrial translocator assembly and maintenance homolog. Gene Ontology annotation, molecular function: phosphatidate cytidylyltransferase activity. Gene Ontology annotation, biological process: cardiolipin biosynthetic process; CDP-diacylglycerol biosynthetic process. Lineage: Eukaryota; Metazoa; Chordata; Hyperoartia; Petromyzontiformes; Petromyzontidae. Gene Ontology annotation, cellular component: mitochondrion. The record is from RefSeq and is a predicted model, not a curated record.